Lytechinus variegatus (green sea urchin) is the source of this 525-nucleotide messenger RNA. RefSeq names its product beta-1,3-galactosyltransferase 5-like. The transcript has 2 exons. NCBI's taxonomy places the organism in Eukaryota, Metazoa, Echinodermata, Echinoidea, Temnopleuroida, Toxopneustidae. The record is from RefSeq and is a predicted model, not a curated record. Gene Ontology annotation, cellular component: membrane. Gene Ontology annotation, molecular function: hexosyltransferase activity. The coding region runs from base 1 to 525 and encodes 174 amino acids.
AUGUCUGCAAAAGUGGUUUUUAAUCUCGGAUACCCGGACAAGGAAAAGGAACAGGUAAAAAUCAACGAGGAGGCCAGACUGCACGGGGAUAUUCUACAGGCAGACUAUGCCGAACAUUAUUAUAAUCUCACCAAAAAAUUCGUCAUGGGUUUGAAGUGGGCAGCGAAAUUUUGCGAUUGUGAUUUUGUGAUGUCGACGGAUGACGACAUCAUGGUCGACAUCGUGACCCUCGCCAAAGACCUUCAAGGUCUUCCGUUAGAGGAACGUACAAACUUCGUUUCUGGCAAGCAGAAUGGAAACCCCGUUGAUCGGAAUGAAUACAGCAAGUGGUAUUGCCCGAAGGAACUGUACCCCGAGGAUAGGUACCCGCCCUUUCCCCUCGGACAUGGAAUUAUUUUAUCGCAUAAGGUUACACAAAAGCUUUAUGAAGCUUCUAGGGAGUUGCCGCCCGAAAUUCCAUUCGAUGAUGUCUACUGCGGGAUACUUUUAAAGGCGCUGGGCAUUGAAAUAAGAGACAGGUCCUAG